GCCACAAGACAGCCCAAGAGGGCUUCAAGACAGCGCCAGAGGCGCCCAAGACGGCCCGAGAGGGCCCUAUCCGUAGCCAUUUGGGCUCAAGCCAUGUUUGCCCAAGUGCCAUUUUGGCGCAGGCUCGCCAGGGCCACAGCGGCCGCCCGUGCGCUGCCCGCUCCGCGAGCCAGAAACGGCGAGCAUGGAGAGUGAGCGUCUUCUCAAGAUCACUGCAGGCGAUCGUUCACAGGAUUCGACGCCCUUGCGCAUCGACGCCUGCCCUGGCGCAUCGACGCCCUCCAGCACCAAGGGCACGGGAAUGCACAUCGAGUCCAAAGUCGCGGUGUUUGUUAAUCUGAUGUUUUUGCAUGCCGAGGCUUUCAGUUCUACCUCGGAGUCUCAGCUCAGUCGCACAUGUGCCUCGCUGAAAGAAUGGGCCGAUGGGACAACAUGCCGAAUAACGAGAUGAAUGGUGCCCAUCAUGCAGAUUCGGGCAACUGGUACUCACUUCUUGACGAUUGGUGCGGGAAGCUCUCAAGCAAAGAUGAAGAGAGCUCGAAGCAGUCCGAGGCAAACGGGUACACAGCCAGAGGUGGAGCCAUUUGGAGAAGCUUCACCAGAUUUGGCAGGCCGAAGGGUUCUCGCAGUCCAUCUCCACGAUACUGGACCAGAUCAGUCCAGGGUUGUCAACUAAGUUCCUGAAGUCGUUGUGCGUGCGCGUUCCACACGACGCGAUUCCUGUCAGGCUGUACCAAUUUGCAAAUCUUGCUUGCCCAGUGAGUGUCGUUUCAGGGCGCCUUGACCAGGGCAUCACAGAUGGCGCGUGGCAGCGAUUUCUUGACGAGUUGAAAGAGGUUGCAGAGGAGCAUCCUUCGCGUCCGGCCUGGUGGCAGAUCACGCGAAAUGCGCACAGGAGCAGGGUCGUUUGUUUCUAUACAACAGUCCAAGGCGUCUUUGGGCAGAAAGCGGUAGAUUUAGAUGGCGUCAAGGUCAGCCAGGGCAGUAUCGCUACCAGCGGCAUUAAAGACGUGCACUUCGCAACCCCUUUUGGACAAGCUCUGGUUGCUUUCAAUUGGGCGCUCGCUAUCCCUUAUUUCUUAUGGAAUAGCUCUGCCGACUUGCUAUGUCAGUUCGUUCUGGUGUGGUACCUUUCGCCUGUCAGCCGCUCACCGCGAGAAGCGUGCGAGAAAAACGAUUAUUGGUAUAAUGAGUGGGCGUCAUCACUGUCAGUGAGUAAUCCCUGGGUUUUGACAGCACCAACAGCAAUCACGAUCUUAGGACUUCGCACAGGUGUCUGUUUGCUCAUCGAGCUUGUGACUGUCAUGGCGCCCGUGAUUGGGAGGUGCGGAGAUCCUCUGUUGAGGCCACGUCUGUUCUUCAUCAAAGCAGAAACUCUGUUCUGUUAUGUUGUCGAGUUGUGGUCGAUCUGCUCUGCGAUUUUCCUUUGGACGACAGACGACUACAUCUGUAAUCGCCCGAUUCACCUGUCCAUGCUCAUCUUUGUGAGGUGGUUCCAGUUCAUGCUGUCAUGCCUGAACUUUUCGUUUUUGAUCGAGCACCUGCUGCCUGCAUGGGUAGCAAUGACCAGCCGCCAGUCGCUACUUUUUUUAGCCUACCUCGUCCUUACGGCCGCGGGGACUACGAUGGCGCACUACGCAUUACCAAUCAAUGAACCAACAGCAGACAAAAACAACGGCCCUGUUUGGGAGUGGCUCGCCGCCUUCGUGCGGACAUUCCGCCUGGAUUUCCUUGUCGAUUUUGACGACAAAGAUUUAGAAGGUGUGCGUCAGAAGGUCAAAAGAACAAAUCAUCUGAUAGUUGACGUGGCGAACGACCAGGCUGCAUCCUUCCACUGGGUCUUGAAGGUUUUUUCUCUCGCCUGCGGCCUCUUUUUUCCGGUUAUAGCUCUGAAUUUGUACGUUAAUUUGCUUGGGGCGGUCUACCAGGAUGCCCUCAAGCACGAUUGCCACCUCAACGGCACUUUCCAGAUGAACUUCAGCAGCAGGCUUCUGGUCCAGCGCCAUUUCUGGAGGAAGGUGUGCUGCGGAAUCUUCGACAGGUGCGGGGGCAUCUUCAGCCUGACCUACUUCGAGAGAUUCAGCCACGCCUGCGUAGAGAGAGAGGGCAAAAAACACGAGGGUUUCCGGAUCGUCGUUCCAGAGGAGUCGCUGGACGAGAUGUACCAGGAGGGCGAGGAGGACCUGCCCGCCGCGCACGCGGGGGAGCCGCCCUCGAGGUACUCCAUGAUUACCGUUUCGUCCGCUGGGCUGCGGCGUAUAUCCAGCAGGGCCUCUUGGGAGGCAAGGAGAGCGUCCACUGAGGCAAGGCAGGCCGCCGAGAGCAUGCAAGAUAUUAGAGGCUUGCUCGAGAAAGUCAGCACCAGGCUCGACGCACUGAACGUUUCAAGGAUCGAGGAGAGGCUCGAAGAGCUGAGAUCAGACGUCAAGGAACCAAGAGGGGCAAUCGAUGAGGCGAGCAGCCAGCCUAAGAAGCCCUCUGUGCUUUGUUUUGGAGGCGGCGCGGUUUCUGCUUGACGUCCGCUCUUUUCAACUCUAUGCGGCCAACAGUGGCGACCGCGUUGUCGGGAGUCGACGCCCUCCCGGGCCAAAGGACGUGCCGGCGAGGCUGCUCGACUGCCGCACAAUCUUCUCCUACUCACCGCCGAGGUGUAGCUGCGGUGGCUGGCCUCGUCUUUUCCUCCUGUGUGCGCUGGGGCCUCAUUCGAUAAUGACAUUGUGGUUCACCGUUCGGGGGACUGAUGUCAGGAGGGGCCCUGGGGGCACGUGUACUGUCCAGGGGCGCUUGUACUUCGGCACGUUUUCAUGCGAAUGACCGUGGGUGCUGCUUUGGGUGUGUGGCCCCUGAUGACCUUCACCA
This is a messenger RNA of Prorocentrum cordatum, 2859 nucleotides long. Lineage: Eukaryota; Dinophyceae; Prorocentrales; Prorocentraceae. The record is from the annotation of a GenBank genome assembly.